This is a messenger RNA of Tribolium castaneum (red flour beetle), 1144 nucleotides long. It is a transcript of the gene Cht11, whose product is annotated as chitinase 11. Lineage: Eukaryota; Metazoa; Arthropoda; Insecta; Coleoptera; Tenebrionidae. Gene Ontology annotation, biological process: chitin catabolic process; carbohydrate metabolic process. The record is from RefSeq and is marked provisional. Gene Ontology annotation, cellular component: extracellular region. Gene Ontology annotation, molecular function: chitinase activity; chitin binding.
AAUGUUCCUCAAGUUGUGUCUCCUUGCCUCAGCUCUGCUGAUCUCCACUCACCAAACCGAAGCAAAAACAGACAAAAUCCUUUGCUUCUUCGCCAGCUGGGCCGGCUACCGCAACGGCGAAGGCUCCUUCAAGCCCCAGAACAUCAACGCCAACCUCUGCACCCACGUGCACUACGCCUUCCUGGGCGUCAACUCCGACGGCACUCUCAAAAUCCUCGACUCCUGGAACGAGAUCGACUUGCACGGGCUCGAAAACGUGGCCAAUUUGAAGAGUGUCAACCCUGACUUGAAGGUCCUGAUCAGUAUCGGGGGCUGGAACGCUGGAAAUGCCAUUCUGAACGGAAUCGUCGCCUCGAGCAAACUUAGAGCAAGUCUGAUCUCGAGCUGUUUGUCAUUUUUCAGUCAAUGGGGAUACGAUGGGAUCGACAUCGAUUGGGAAUACCCAGCAAACGCUGACAAGGAGAACUUUGUCAAGCUUUUGCAAGAGAUGAAACAAGCGUUCGGCUCGAAAUACGUCCUGUCGGUGACGGUGUCGGCCAAUCCGCUGCCUUCCUACGACAUUCCGGAGAUUAACAAAGUCGUUGACUUUAUUAACAUCAUGAGCUACGACUACCACACGGCCGACCAGCCCCAGACGGGGCUCAACGCCCCCCUUUACGGCAAUUCAAUGAGUGUGGACAGCUCCGUGCAAAGUUGGCUCAGUGGAGGGGCCUCAGCCUCCAAAGUCACCCUAAGUGUGCCCUUCUACGGCCACUCUUGGUACCUCCAAUCCACCAGUAACCACGACGUGGGGGCCCCCGCCACCACCGGAAUCGCCGGCCCCUUCACCCAAAGCCCCGGAGUUUUGGGUUUCAACGAAAUUUGCUCGUUUUACAGCGACUGGACCCGAGUAUGGCUCGAUGACGCUCAAGUCCCUUACAAGUACGAUGGGACCAAUUGGGUGAGCUAUGAUGAUGAGCAGUCGAUCGGUUUGAAGGCGAAAUAUGCAAAGGAUAAUGGGUUGGCUGGGGUUGCAGUUUGGUCCAUUGAUACGGACGAUUUCUUGGGCUCGUGUGGUACUAAAGAUGCCCUACUUCAAGCCAUCAAGAAUAAUAUUGAUUGAAUAAAGUGUAAAUUUGGUUGAAUAAAGUUGAGUCUGAGAUUA